Brassica oleracea var. oleracea is the source of this 347-nucleotide messenger RNA. RefSeq lists its product as uncharacterized. The record is from RefSeq and is a predicted model, not a curated record. NCBI's taxonomy places the organism in Eukaryota, Viridiplantae, Streptophyta, Magnoliopsida, Brassicales, Brassicaceae. The transcript has a single exon. The coding region runs from base 21 to 347 and encodes 108 amino acids.
AGCGAGGAUAGGUCGUAGCAAUGGCUAGUGGCAAUCUCCGCGAUGAAGACAAGAUAGACGACGAAAAUGAAGUUGACAAUGCAUCGGAUCUUCAGAUGUAUCGCAUUCAUUCGAUCGAAUCAACGCUUGUGAUUCGUCAGUUACCUUCUCAAGGCAUCUCCUUCAAGCUCUGGCUUCCUGCCACAGCUCUCGUCGCGCUUCUCGAUAGCUACCGUCGUGAUCCAACCAACAGCCCCCUCACUCGCACACUCUCGAGUUUCACGUGCACCAGCUCAGAUUCUCCACGGCUCAACAUCGUCGAGCUCGGAUCGGGAACAGGGAUCGCCGGAAUCGCGGCGGCUGCAUAA